Plasmopara halstedii is the source of this 3030-nucleotide messenger RNA. Its product is annotated as vacuolar protein sortingassociated protein. Gene Ontology annotation, molecular function: protein binding; protein-macromolecule adaptor activity. Gene Ontology annotation, biological process: vacuole organization; endosome organization; intracellular protein transport. The transcript is spliced from 4 exons. The coding region runs from base 1 to 3030 and encodes 1009 amino acids. The record is from RefSeq and is a predicted model, not a curated record. NCBI's taxonomy places the organism in Eukaryota, Oomycota, Peronosporomycetes, Peronosporales, Peronosporaceae. Gene Ontology annotation, cellular component: endosome; HOPS complex.
AUGGCGCAGUGGAGACGCUUUGCUUUUUUUGACAAGGAAGUUCUCAAAGAUGCGAACGGUCCAUGGAUGAAAGGCGUGGAUAUCACUAGCAUGAGCGCCAAUCGUGGCCUUAUCUGCGUGGGAGAUGCUGAUGGAUCUGUUUACUUAGCCAACCGCUCAAUGGAAGCUCGUAAAUUUCAGGCUCAUGAGAUGUUCGUAUCACAUGUCGUCAUGAUGAAACGUAGUAACGUGCUAGUGACAAUCGGUGAUGGUAUCGAUCCAAGAUCUGAGGAGCUGCGAGAACAGUCAAAAGUCAUCGCUGAAGCUGGUCGUGCACCCAAUGCGGAAGACAUGUAUACAGCUAAGCCAACCGGAAAAAGCACUGCAAUAGUGCGUUUCUGGCGCACCGACCAGCAAGAUCGAGAAGGCAAGCCUAAGCUGAUGCAGCAGAUCCCUAUUUUUGCUAAAAAGUACCCCGAAGAAGCAGUGACCGCGUUUGCAGUGAACGACGACUUGAGUCAAUUUGCGGUGGGGUUAAAAAAUGGCGCCGUGAUCUUGUUCCGAAGUGACUUAAAGCGACGUGCUGAUCGCCCACCUCAUCUGCUGCAGCCGGCAGGACAGUAUCCAGUCACUGGACUAGCGUUUACCAGUAAGCCUGUCACAGUUACUCUGUCGCAUGUAUUUUUGUAUGCAUCGACGGGUCGUGGACUCACGUGUUACCAUUGCUCGCAUGAUGAUCCUGCCUUGGUUAAAAGUGCUGGUGGUGCAGCUGCACUUCCGCCGCGUACGACGGUCCUUGACGAGCGUGGUGUGGAAAUGAAUUGUUCUUGUGUCAACGAGGAAGGAGAGAUUGCUGUCGGACAGACGGAUGCUGUUUACUUUUACACGACUGAAGAUCGUUCCGUAUGUUUUGGCUUUGAAGGUGAAAAAAAAUUUGUAUGUUUUUUCAAGCACUAUCUAAUAGUGGCACAUGUGGACCCGCGUGGACGACACCAGGUAAACGUUUACGAUCUCCAGAACAAGUUCAUCGCGUUUAACUGGACGCUUACUAGCACAAGCUCUAAGGGGCCUAUACGAAAGGCACCGCUCUCUUUAAAUGCCCGUGCACCCGGUGCACGUUUUGGAAUUGACGAGAUGGAAGAGAUUCGUCACGUCGUCUGUGAGUUUGGCGCAAUAUUCGUGGUGUCUUCCAUGGGCCACGUGUACCGCUUGAGCGAAAAGGAUACGACGUCCAAAUUAGAGAUUCUGUUUCGCAAGAAUUUAUACUCAAUUGCUAUUUCGUUGGCUUUCAGCUCAAAUUAUGACGUCAACAGCAUUAUCGAUAUCUUUCGCAUGUAUGGUGAUCAUUUGUACCAAAAAGGAGAUUAUGACGGCUCAUUGCGUCAGUACGUACGUACAAUUGGUCAUGUUGAGCCAUCAUACGUAAUUCGUCGUUUCUUGGAUGCACAACGCAUUCAUAAUCUCACGGCUUAUCUCGAGGCUCUCCAUGAGAAAGCGUUUGCGAAUGCCGAGCAUACAACACUGCUCCUGAAUUGCUACACAAAGCUCAAGGAUGUGCAAAAGCUGGACAAAUUUAUUCAGUUGGAUGAGGUAAUUGAUGCUAAGAAGACGAAAACUGACCGCAAUUCUGGCGACUUGAUGCUCAGAAAUGGAGGUGCGACAGCUAACCUGAACUUUGAUGUCGAAACUGCCAUCAGUGUUUUGUGGGAAAACUACCCGCAGCACGCCUUGACGCUGGCAAAAAAGCAUGAAGAACAUAGUUGGUAUUUGAAAAUUCAGCUGGAUCACAUCAGCUAUGUUGAUUCGGAGGACUCUGCUGCGCUGUCAGAGAGCGAGAAGGAACGCGUGGCCGAUGCAUUGGAGUACAUUGAACAUCUAAGCUUCUCAGAAGCCGACUCAAACUUGCGAAAAUAUGGACGCACGCUCGUGACACAUAUGCCAGCACCUACAACAGAGCUGCUGAAGCGACUGUGCACCGGAAAGUUUGUUCCUAGCAAUCCAUCGCUGAAAUCUGACCCGGGUGAUUUCUUACAUUUGUUUGUGUCCCAUCGUGCGCAAUUGAAAGAAUUUCUGCAGUACAUUGUCGAGGUGGAGACGAUAAGCAACACGUCGAUCGGUAACACGUUGCUGGAGAUGGUUCUUAGUGAUGAUGAUGAAGGUGAAAAUGGCUUGCGCUCCGUGGAAGAGAAGGAGGAUGCUGUGCUGCGUAUUCUCGAUAACCCCCGGGUCAAGUAUGAUGAAGACCAUGCGCUGAUUCACUUGCAAAUGCACAGCAUGAAAAAGGGAAAGCGCUAUUUGUACAACAAACUGCACAUGUAUCACAUGUUAGUGCAGUUCCACAUUGAAGAGAGCGAUGAUCAAAGUAUAUUAGAGGAGGUGCGUAAGCACGGAGAAAAGGAUCCGAAUCUGUGGUCUCUGGCCUUGAAGUAUUUUGCAGAAAGAGGACCACUACCCAAGGGGGCAAUUGAUGGAGAAGAGUGGAAGGAACUUAAGCAGCUACUUGUUUUGAUCGACACAAACCCAGCAAUUCCUCCCCUCCAGGUGGUGCAGGUGCUUAGUCAGUCCCGCGAGUUACCAGUAUCAGUCAUUAAGCAAUAUGUAGUGAGCCAGCUGGCUAAUGACGAAAAGAAGAUAGAGGAGGACGAGGAGAAGAUCAAAGCGUUUAAGAGCGAUACAAAGCAGAUGAAGGACGAAAUCGCCCAGUUAAGCAGUCGUGCUGUGGUUUUCCAGGCAACAAAAUGUGACUUAUGCAACCACGAUUUAGAUCUUCCUGCUGUGCACUUUAUGUGUCAACAUAGUUUCCAUCUCAAUUGCAUUUCUGAGACCGAUCGGGAGUGUCUUACGUGCUCAAUGGACCACCGCCACAUUUUGGGACUCAAAUCACAGCUUGAACAAAAAGCAGGAAACCAUGAGCAGUUUUACAAUCAGCUUGAAACUGCUGUAGACGGUUUCCAUACCAUCGCAGAGUAUUUUGGAAAGGGCAUUUUCAAGAGCAACGAGGUUGUGCUAGACGAAGGUUCAUUUGAGACGCGAUUUAGUGCGGAGUUUUAG